AUGGGCGUAAAUUCCCGCCGUCCUUUAUUACCUGCACCAACCGAAUCCAUAGUCGAUAGUAGAAUCGAUACUACGGGGAGCAGCCUCACAACCACGGAUAUGGCUACCGACGUUUCCCGACGGACUGACAAGUCUUCUUAUUCUUUGCCAGAUGAUGGUAGUCCAAUCACUAUUUCUACUCGACGUCGAACAAACAAAAAAGACGAUGACGAUUCGUCAAAGCUUUCACGGACGUCCCACCAGUCCCAAACUUCACUGCUCAUCGAGUACUUUGAACGUGAGAAGACUGGCUCGAGGCCCCACUCAAGGCCGAGCGUCAGAGUAAAGGUAAUUCCAUCUGGUAGGAAGAAUCGAGAGCAUGGCGACACAAUUCAGAUACGUGAGGGCAGCAGUAGCAAACGACCACACUACUCUAGACGCAUCUCUGUCAGCACUCCAUCGAAGAAAAAAUCCACCACUGCAGGCAAUGACGAUCAAAGCGUCACUGAUGACGAACAUGACGGUCGACCGCUUGAGAUUGAAUUCCUAGACCGCGGAAAUGGAAGCGACUUAUCCAACGAGCGCUAUAUCCAGCCAACCUCCGAAAUAUCAUCAAUGCCCGCAGAUAGCAUGCUUGAUAGCUCUAUGGUUUCUGGUAUGCCACGCCGUAAGCGGAGUCAAAGUCUGGACAAAGCCCGUGACACAGCCGACGCCGAUCUUCUCAAGGCCCCCUCAAGACGAAGAAGCCGAAGUUUGAGCCGCGAGCGGAUCGCUUAUAGAGUGGCUCAGAAGUUGAAUGCCGGCGAUGGGGGUCGACAGGGCAAAGAGCUUCUUGCAACCGAGUCAAAGCCCUUGAAAAAACGCUCCCACAAGUAUGAUGAGGAAGAGCAGCCGAGCAUUGAGUCUAGCCUCUUGAGUGGUUCAAAUGUUUCAUCUUGCCACAAGUCCGGUGACGCUAUAUCUUUCCGCUCCAACACAUCCAAGUCCUCCUUGAACAAUACCAAGUUCCUUGAGACCGUGGAAGACGCCAUUCGACGUCUAAUCCUACCCGAACUGAAAGAACUCAAGAAGGACCAGAAAGUCAGCGACAACAAAUUGAGGUUCGAGCGUGAUACGAUUGAAUCUGGAAGCGGUGUCAGCUCGAAGGAUGUGCCUAAGCGACGCCUCUCAAAGCAUUCAAGCGCACCUGAUGUCAGCAGAAGUUCCCUCUUUGUGGCAAGCACCGAAAAAGCAACCCCUGAAAAAGAAGAGGCGAUCACCCCCGAAGAGCGCCGAAGGCGCUACAAAGAGCGACGCCGCGAGAGAGAAACAGGAUCCGCAUCUCCCGAAGAAUCCAUCCGUAUUCGCAAGGGUUCACUUCCUGGGAACCAACGCGAAUUUACCGAUGAGGAGAAGUUACGACGCCAGAGGAGUAAAGGUCUCAGAGAUGCAGCUGCCGCAGGCAUUGUCGGAAGUGCACUUACAGCCGCCGCUCUCAAGCACCAUGACUCGAAGUCCAGUCUGGGUAAAAAGCCAAGGAAACGCAAGUCUAAGAGUCGCAGUGGAUCGGGAAGCAUCAAUGAUUUGGACACAGAACUGGUUUUCCAGAAACACAAUGUGCCACCGAUGCCAUUUCGCAGUGAUAUCGACACCGAACUCACUCGCGAUUCCUUGCUUUCUCAAAGAACUGCUGAUACUGUCGACACAGAAACGCCAACGCCCCGUCAAAUCAAAGAAGUCAUUCGAGGCUCUCCACAUGGCUUGGAAUCCCCCGGUCCUGGAACGCCACUCGGUAGUCACAUGGAACUUUCUUCCAGGCAGAGCCAUCGCAGUGAUCGUGAACUUGACGAGAAGGCCGAUUCUAUCGAUGGCGACGUUUUCCUUGAAGGCACUAGUGAUGCCAUAGCGGCGGCUGCCGCUGGAAACUUGCUUGGACAUCACCCAGAUCAUGAUAUGCUUGGUCUAGAGGACAACAUACACCAUCCACGUGCUUUGAGUCCUAUUCAAAGCGUUGCUAGUGAUCACGACUUGCACGAGACUCAGCAAGAGGAAGCGCUCCAGGAUAAUGAAGCUGAUGACCGAAGAUAUUCCAUAGAGUCCCUGUCUUCUGCGCCUAGUACAGAGUUGGCCAGAUCAACGCGCCCUGAGGGUAUCAGCUUCGAGAGCCGUAGCGAGAUAUUGAGGCAGCAUGAUGAAGGCGCCACGGAGCUUGGCUACGAAACGGACAGAAAUAUCGAAGGCGAGCCCGGAACGGAUUGGAACGAGACUUCCUCAUUCGCAGAUCAUCACGACGACUACAACGAGGACUUCAAGGCAGGCUUGAACCACGACACCGUCGAAGGCGAUGCUUAUGAUGAUUAUGAUGAUUCUCCAAGGGAGUUCAAUGAAGGAGCUGCAGUCAAUCCAAAGUUUGUGACUCCAAUUGCCGUCGAAUCUGCAGUAGCAUCCUUGUUGGAACCUUCCGUAAUGGACACAAGAUCCGGUCUUUCUCAAGCUCGUUCGCAAGCAGAUUCUCUCAAUCGGUCUGUUAAUGGAAGUCAUGUCGAAGAUUUUCAUGAGCAUAGUCAAGCCGGUGGCUCUCGUCAGGGAAGUCCUCUGAAACAUGAAUAUGAUCUUAACAACCACGACGAAAAGUCGUUCACGAAGCGUCUUGGUGCAGCAUCACCUCCUCAGAGCGUUACCCAGUCAGACGAAGAUCGUGAUGAUGAACGUGAAGAAAGAUAUCUUCUCGAUACGACUAUCAUAGACAAUCAAGAGGAUAUGCACCCGGAGGAGGCACAAUACGAAGAAGAAGAAGAAUCGGAAAUCAAUACCAAUCCUUCCAUCAUCCAGGGUCCCAUCGGCAGUGUUCCUCAUGGUAGCAGGGAUCACUGGCCAUACAACCCCACUCCACCACAGGCCAGAGAUCUCCAGUCCUCUCCUCAGCAUGAUCUUAACCCAGCUGCAACCGCAGCGAUCGGUGGGGUCUUGGGCGCAGGGCUGGGUUUGUCCGCCGCGGAACGUGGAAUUGGCUACGAUCAAACAUAUGAUCAAGGUUAUCGUAUUUACUCGACUCCUCCAGGGGCCAAGGAUGAGGGCUACAUCUCGGCGGCAAAUCCCAUGUCCCCUAGCAAUGGGACACCAGAACCUCGCAAUAAAUUCAGCACACUCGAUCAUGCCAAUCCUCCACUGCUUUUUGACAACAGAGACCUCGAAGAGGAUCCUUUUGUUGGGGCUGGCCACCAACGCCAUUUCAGCGGUUACUCUCAUGGCAUUGCUUCUCCUAUUUACGACAGCGCUACAGGGCGGGGUGUCGACAGUAUCGAAUCAAAGGAUAUCAUUGCUUUGAUGAAUCACCUCACCGUUCGAGAUGCUCAGCGCAAUGCUAGAGACACUGAGAUUCUAGUCACCCUUGUUCGCAGCGCUGCUGAGAUGCGAAGUUCGUUCUUGGAGAUGAAGAAAUUCAUCGCUGAGCAAGAUGACAUGAUCUUACAAGCAAACGAGAAGCAACAUGAACGUACCAGAGCUAUCGGCGGUCCGCGUCCACUUCCUGCAUCAAGGUCUAACCGCCAACUAGCUGCGGCUGAUUACGGCGAGGAGGUUCAAGCAAAACGACGAAACGUCUUUAGGAGGGCUAUGAAGAGCCUGAGCUUGAAGUCUUCCAAUGAUUUGACGAAGAUUGAAGACAUGCUCGAACAACUUCUCGAUGAAGUAGAAGCUCUACGAACUGCUCAAGGAAGUGUUGGAACAGGGCCAGCAACGAAUGCCGCCAGUCUCAAUUCAAACGUCAUUGCAGGAGCUUAUCCAGACGGAUAUGAACCUGAAGGUUUAGCAGGCACUGGAUCUCCUGGCGGACAGUCUGGGUACACUUCUAAUUCCUCUCGACCUCUAGCCGAUGCGCGACCGAUGAAUACACGCCGAGCAUCUGAGAAUCGAAUCAGCACUGUACUUGAAGGGGAUGAAGAGGUUGAUGCGUAUGAGCAGCCGCUCUUAGAAAGAGAAGUCCCAUACGAUGAGCGUGUUCCCGAUGAGCGGGGUAUUCCUGGACAUCUGGGUACACCACCGCGAAAGCCAGUGCCUACUGGUUCGGGAAGUCAGGAGACCACCCCAAGAAAGUCAGAUGAGAAAGCACGCAAACAUAAAUCAAACAGCUCUUCCUUUUUCAAAAUGUCACGAUGGUCCAAGACGACUGCCUCCUCGGCCGGUGAUAAUGUUCGCAACAGUAUGCAGACAGCUCGGAAGGAACGUCCAUCAUCAGAAAUGUCGCGAUCCGGCUCGGAUUUAGCAAACAAAGACCAUUACACUACUGGCGACUUUUACGAUCCGCAUGGCGAUGAUCGUCUUCGAUCCACGUUUACAUUGGAUGAAGAACAACAGAACAACCGUCCUCCUUCUCCGCUUGUUCCUUCUCAAGUUUCCGAGGGGCCAAAGUACAAGGCGCACCGUGAUAGCUUGAACUUGCAACACCCACAGCCACAGAAGGGCCCAACUGAUCGGUACCAAACUCAUUUGGAAUCUCAAGCACAAGUCUAUGCACCGACCUCCCCGACUUCAGAGAGAUGGGGAUCACAAUCAAGCCUGCCUCAUUAUAGCACCAAUGCGAAUAGAAUGAGCAGCGGUAAUGCUCGUUUGACACCAAUCUCGGAUGCAGGUUAUUCCGAAGUGAGCUCCUCUAGGGGACCUCCUCGUCCGCCAAAAGUCAAAGAUGCCGGACCAUUGGUACCUCAACGACCCCCUAAGAUCAAGGAAGACGCCGGUUCUCCGCAUACUGAUCGGUUCUCUGCCCAGAACAGCCGUGGUAGUGCAUCUCCGGUCAAUGCACCGCCGACUCGAAAGCCUACUGGGCCUAGGCCAAUCACUAGUUCUGGACAGUUCAGUCCUAGCAACAUCAAACGCACUCAGUAUCGUGGAAGCCCCAACAAGAUCGACUACGACGAUGACGAGUACUGA
Talaromyces marneffei is the source of this 4887-nucleotide messenger RNA. RefSeq lists its product as uncharacterized. The transcript is spliced from 2 exons. The coding region runs from base 1 to 4887 and encodes 1628 amino acids. The record is from RefSeq and is a predicted model, not a curated record. Lineage: Eukaryota; Fungi; Ascomycota; Eurotiomycetes; Eurotiales; Trichocomaceae.